Molecule: messenger RNA, 2583 nt
Organism: Emys orbicularis (European pond turtle)
Lineage: Eukaryota; Metazoa; Chordata; Testudines; Emydidae
Gene: FAM194C
Product: chromosome 7 C3orf20 homolog
Exons: 15
Coding region: 1-2583 (860 amino acids)
Source: RefSeq, a predicted model, not a curated record
AUGAGUGCCAAAAGGAGUGAAGCCAAGUUAUAUGAAAAGUUUAAAGUGACAGCACCGGAAAUGCUGGCCCAAAUCAUCCAGGUGCUUGCAUUAUGCCAUAAACUGGACAUCCAUGUGCCACGAGGGGUCAAGAACCUCUUCGAGUUCACAUGGGAGGAGCUAACAGUAACGACACAGAGGAAAGCCAUCACUGGAGAGUACUGUCCUGUUGUCCAUUUAGUCUCCACCAUGGAAUCAUCUUUCUCUAGCACUACCUACAAGAGCCAUACAGGGAGGAAAUCUAUCCCCAAAGGCACAAUGUCAGAGCCUAGCUAUCUGUCUCCUUCAGCAGAAAAUCAGCAAAUACUCCUCAAGUUCCAGCGAAGGUCAGUCCACCUGCUGAGCGAACUCCUCAAGCUGAAGAUGAAGGCGAUGAUUGAUUCUGUUACUGGAUGUAGUUCCGAUGAGGUUACCAGAAAGUUUUUGGAGGCAGGUCAGCUGCUAUGUCCCAAGAACCAGGAGGAGGCUGCUGAAUUAAUGGCACAAGCACCCAAAAAAAGAGUGUCACACAGCACCUGCAAGCCCAUCCCUAUUUCCUCCACCAUCCAACUAAUCCACCAAGUCUCUGUGUCCUGCCUCACCUUCUCACUCGCAUCAAAGGAAAACAAACUACCAAAGGCCCCAGGUUCCCCUAAAUUCAAACCUAUGCAGGAAGUGAUAAAUGUUGACCAUCAGCAUGACCCAUGCCCUGAAGCCAGGCAGAAGCUGAGAGAAAUGUGCAGACAUAUAGAGCAAGAGAAGGCUGCAAUGAAAGCAAAGGGCCAUACCAAGCCCCUAAUAGUGCGAAACUAUGCCACUGUGCUCGGGUCACCGUCCAUCUCCUCUAGGAAAGGUGGGCAGAUGGUCCCACUGCCAACAGAACGCAAGCCUAAACCACCAAAGCUCUAUUUUGCCUUUCCUGAUGGGACAGCAUUUAUUUUGUAUCCUUCUAUUGAAACCAAGGGAGAAGGUUACCCAACAGGAAAUAUUGCUGCUUGCCAGUUCCCCAUGUGCUGUGUGGGAAAAACAAUCACCCUUCUCUUUAAUAAUGCUCCAAGUCUAGCUCUUCUGGCCUCUUUUAUAGCUGACCACCAGGCAUGUGUGCGUUAUUCCUUCAAAGCCAGCUGUUCACUUGCACUGAUGAUGGAUCUUGAAGGAGGAGCAGUCAGGGACAGAGAUGGAUAUUUGACUCACAAGUGGAGUUGGGCUUCAAAGACCCAGACUUUACAGUCUUUAGAAUUUCAGAUAAAUGAACAGCUAAAACUGAAGGUACUUGGUCAAAAUUCCAUUACUCUUUCUUUUUCCUGUUUGAAUGAGACCGUCACUAUGUCUUUGUCAAGAGCUCCAUGUGCACACACACCCAAAGCUGACAAACGGAUACUUGCAAAAGCAAGUGACAGUGAGGAGAAGGAGCAGCAACUGGAGAGAGCCUUGGAAGAGAUUAAGAAGCGAUUUCAGAAGACAGUGAAACAAUUUAUAAAUGCCAUUUUGAUAGCUUCAGGUAUGAUUCCUAUAGAAUAUCCAAUCCUAGAAGGAGCAAGGUAUGUCAAAUUUAAAAGGAAGGAACCGUCAUCUCAGGCCUGGGCUAAAAGAGUGAAAGAAGAACGUGCUCUAAUAGCUUCAGAAACGAAAAGGCCUCAAAAACCUCCUAGCAGACCAAUUGCCCAAAGGAUUCCUCCCAAGCCUUCUCGCAGACCCGUGGAUCCCGUGACCCAACCAAAGCCUGCACCAAGAGUUAAAACCGUUUCAGCUGCAGUUGCACGCCCUGCCAGGACCUGGGCAUCGUCUAUUGCUGACUGCCCAAUUGUGCUCCGGAGGCUGCUAUCAAAACAGGACGCUGGUCUGGGUUGCAAGUGCGUCGUGAAAAUUCCAUUUGUUACCGACUUGGAGUUUGACAAGUUUAUUUCAGCCCCCAGAAAGUCCGAUCAGAUCCUGGUGAUCUUUGUCCUGUCAUCCCAAAACCCUUCCUAUUCUCCCUUCUUGGAGUGGAUGUUACAAAGCCUGUACAUGGAAAAACAGCAUGGCCGCCCAUCCCCUUGCAUUCAGUGCAGGUGUGACCCUUACCGCUUGCUGAGGUAUGACAUGGACAGUGUCACAAGACGAAAGCCCCCCCUGCCACCUCUGCUUGUGCGGAAGCAUGCUGUCACUCCGGGAAUGGUGCUGAUGUACGCUGGAGGGAAGCUGCUCUUUGGGGGCUGUGUUUUCAACGGAUAUGGCUGCAGCAAGAAGGACCUGCUGAAGCAGAUCGGCCAAGCUCGCCUCGACUGCAAGAUGGGUCACUUCCUGCCAGAGAGUUUCAAAUUUAGUGCUAUCCCUGUGGAGGACCCUGACCAGGACAAAUUGAAGAGCCAACAAGAUUCAGUGGAGACAACUAGUGAAGAGCCUUCCUUGGUGCCCAAGAGGAAAGACGCUCCCCGCUCAAAGCUAAAGAUAUUAAAGACACUGACAGCCAUGAAGUGCAUCUUUUCAAUGCAAGAGCAGCAGCAGCAAAAGCAGAAGAAAAACCAAAAACCUCAGAUAGCACAAGCAAAAGACAGCGGAAAAAAUAGUGACACUAGUAAAUAG